UGGAGAAGGGACACUAAAGCUUGCUCCGCUUGCCCUUGGAAGUGUUUGCUUGCGGGCCGGUGAGCCGCCAUGGCAGGGCCGGUAAAUGGCGGCGGAGCCAAGGCUCUGGACCUUCUGCGUUCUCUGCCGCGUGUCAGCCUAGUCAACCUGAAACCCAGCCCUGGCUCCAAGAAACCGGAAAGACAAAGAAGAGGUCGGAGAAGAGGUAGAAAAUGUGGCCGAGGACAUAAAGGAGAAAGGCAGAGAGGAACCAGGCCUCGAUUAGGAUUUGAGGGAGGUCAAACUCCAUUUUAUCUUCGUAUUCCAAAGUAUGGAUUUAAUGAGGGACACAGCUUUAGGCGGCAGUACCAUCCCUUGAGUCUCAAAAGGCUACAGUACUUGAUUGAUUUAGGUCGAGUAGAUCCCACCCAACCUAUUGAUUUAACCCAGCUUGUCUAUGGAAGAGGUGUGACAAUUCAGCCACUUAAAAGGGAUUAUGGUGUACAGCUGGUGGAAGAGGGUGCCGACACCUUUAAGGCUAAAAUUAAUAUUGAAGUACAGAUGGCUUCAGAGCUAGCCAUAGCUGCAAUUGAAAGAAAUGGUGGUGUUAUUACUACUGCAUUUUAUGACCCAAGGAGCCUGGAGAUUCUCUGCAAACCUGUUCCAUUUUUUCUUCGUGGACAACCUAUUCCCAAGCGAAUGCUCCCACCUGAAGAAUUGGUGCCAUACUAUACUGAUGCUAAUAACCGUGGCUACCUGGCAGAUCCAGCCCAGUUUCCUGAAGCAAGACUUGAAUUAGCCAAGAAAUAUGGUUACAUUUUACCUGAUAUCACUAAGGAUGAACUCUUCAAAAUGCUAAGUACUCGAAAGGAUCCAAGACAGAUUUUCUUUGGUCUUGCUCCAGGUUGGGUAGUAAAUAUGGCAGAAAAAAAAAUUCUGAAACCUACAGAUGAAAACCUUCUUAAAUACUAUAGCUCAUAAAACUUAGAGAAAAAAAUAAUCUCAGGAAUGUUGGGAAAAAAAACCUAGAAUGCUCAUAUUUUCUUGUUUCAUUUUCCUGUUCCACAACACUCAUAAUGUUGGGUCCUGGGUUUUGGCAUGCUGUAUUUUUCCUUCUUUUUUUUUUUUUAAAGGUAAAAUCAAAAUAAAAUGUCUGUGAGAAACCGUAUUGGACAAAACUUAAAAGUCUGUGACAUAAGACAUACAAACCCUGUUUUGCAGAAUAGAUUUUGAAGAUCAGACAUGUAUCCCAAAUGCUUUUAAGCAAUCAGAAGAAAUUGUCAGAAAUUUUCUUGUGUCUCCUUUGUCCUUUUUGCCACUUUUCACUAUUAUGUAUUAGAGAGUGUGUUUAUGUCAAGUGUCAUUGUCCCAUAGGCUGAGUAGGGUUCAAGCACCUGAAAGAGGGAAUAGGGCUCUAUUAGUCUCUGAAAUAAAUUUCAGCUCUAGCAACUGGAGAUCAAAAUUUGAGUUUUAUUUAGAAAAAUUCUGAUCAUUUUAUGAGUUGAUUGAUUAUAUACUAGUGUGCACAGUAUUUGUGGAAAUAUUUUUUAAUGAAUUAUUUUUCUUACUCACCUUAAACCUUUUCAUUGCUGAUUGAGCUGCAGCAAAUUUUAAGUGAUAGAACAGAUAGUAAAUGUAAAGACAGUGCAAAAUUAUUGAAUUUUUUUAUUCAGUAUACUGCUCAUUGUCUAAAAAUGACAGCAUUCUUGAAGUGUAACUACAUACUCAUCUGGAUUUUUCAGAUAUGGGAAGUACUUUGUCAACUUGGAAGUUGAAAAAAAAGGCUGAAAUAAGAAGAUGCUCUAAUGCUUUCUAUUAAAGAGAAUGGAAACUUAAAA
Messenger RNA from Antechinus flavipes (yellow-footed antechinus), 1817 nucleotides. It is a transcript of the gene MRPL15, whose product is annotated as mitochondrial ribosomal protein L15. Lineage: Eukaryota; Metazoa; Chordata; Mammalia; Dasyuromorphia; Dasyuridae. Gene Ontology annotation, biological process: translation. The transcript has 5 exons. Gene Ontology annotation, molecular function: structural constituent of ribosome. Gene Ontology annotation, cellular component: mitochondrial large ribosomal subunit. The record is from RefSeq and is a predicted model, not a curated record. Bases 70 to 960 code for a protein of 296 amino acids.